AUGCGUUCGUGUACAAGAGCUGCAGCAGUACCGUCGAUCAAAGCACAUGUCCUGCCUGCAGCAACCGAGAAGUCAGGGAGGUCUUGCAAAGUCAAAGUUCUUCGCUUUGCACCACCGUUUCCGCGCAUGUCGGCCUGGCUAAAGGGCCAUGCCAGCACAGGCUAUCGCCUUUUGCCCGGCGACACAUCGCCAGAGUCUGCCAGGUUGGCCAAAGUGCUACCUGUGGAUGGUCCGGCUCAAAGGAGCCCCGACGACCACCUCGGCACUUCAGGGGACAUCAUACAAUUCAUGUCCCAUAUCUUCUACACUGAAGAGGGCCGAAAGCACCAGGUGAGCGUGAAGGUGAUCCGCAUAGGCACUUUGGAGGGGGACUGUUCCGUCUCCUGCCACACCGAGCCCUGGCUCGCGGUUGUAAGGGCCGAACUAUCGGCGAGCAUGCGGGUACCCCAUGGCGAGAACUCACCGCCGUGGGAUCCUUCAUCCCCAACUGCAAUGCUGCGCGUGCUGCAAGCGGCUGAUGCCACGAAGCACAAAAACAAGGUGAUUUUGCGGAAUGCAGCAAGCUGGAGGCAGCUGUUGGAACUGGUGGAUGUUCUUGGUCAGACGCCCCACGCGCUGAACGCCUGCACGCUACUGCACCGCUUGGCCAGAGCCGUGGUGCGUGAAGGCAAGGGCUUAUCAGAGCGAGCCCGUCUGCUUCGCAGCUUUGACUCUUUCCAAAGGCUGCUGGAGAGAAUUUCACGAUUGGUUCCCGACUUGAACAACAUGGAGUUGACCAACUGCCUCUGGGCCUUAGCGACCUUAGAAGCAACGGAUGCAGCCGAAACGGCGCUUCUAACGCAGCUUGCCGCGGGAUCUGCCAAGUACUUGGACAGCUUUGAGCCUCGAAACUUGGCAUUGUCUGCCUGGGCUCUCGCCAAGAUCGGAUACGUGGACAAGGCCUGGUGUCGUCUUUGGGCGGAAGAGGUGAGCCGGAAGCUCGCUACCUUCGAGACCCGGGAUAUGACCAACGUGAUCUGGGCGUUUGCCACUGUGCACUGGCGCGACGAGCGUUUCUUGACAAGGUUCUGCAAGGAAGUUGAACUCAAAGCAGAGUACUACACUCCUCAAGAUGUGGGAAACACACUGUGGGCGCUGGCCACUCUUUCGUGGAGGAGUGAUGCGGCGCUAGCAGCCAUAAGCAAACGCUGUUUUGACACCGCCAGCACCUUUGACCAGCAGAACCUGUCGAUAUCACUGUGGAGUUACGCAACCCUGGGCUACAAGACAAUGAAUUUGUUUCAUCACAUGACGCAGAUCAUCACCGAGCGGAUCAAGACUUUUGCAUCUCAGGGCAUUGCCAACGUUGUCUGGGCGUUGGCCAAAUUCCAAUUUCAGCAGAAAUGCUUAUUGAUGACCAUCGCAGAAGAAGCCCCGCCGCGUCUCGACGAGUUCGAUCCGCAACACCUCUCUAUCCUCGCAUGGGCCUAUGCCACCCUGGAGUUCCCGAACCGGCCUCUGCUCUCCGCACUCUGUCAGGCGGCCGUGCGGAAGAUGGACAUCUUCAAUGCACAGCACAUGGCCAACAUGACUUGGGCCAUGGCGACUCUGGCACACAAGGAUGAGCGAUACUUGCAAGUUCUCGCCUCCAAGGCCAUGGAGCAGGUCGCGAGCUUCAAUCCCCAGGAGUGCUCGAACUUGGUUUGGGCUUUCGCACUGCUCACUUUCCGACACGACCCACUCCUGAAGGCGCUCAGCAUUCGCUCCCAACAAAUCGUGUCUGAUUUCAUUCCCCAAAACUUGGGCAACACAGCCUGGGCCUACAACCGGCUAGGAUACCGGGACGAAAGAUUAAUGGAGUGUCUGGUAAACGAAGCAGCUGGAAGACUCCACGAGUGUGCCGGCCAAGAAAUUCUUGACCUCAUUGAGUCCAUAUCAACCGGUGGCUAUGAGGAUGCUGUGCAAGGGCCGCAGUGGAGUUCACUCGUAUCUUGGGCUGGUGCGAAGUACGAGUCUGUGCAGAAGUUUGUGCAAGUGUCCAGCGAUAUGCCACUGGGCCUCCGCAAACUCUCAGACUUUGAUCGGGCAUUAGCCGUCCAAGACUAUCGGGACCACAUGGCAAGCUUCAGCUUGGUUGGCCUGGGGUUUACGUACACAUCCCAGCUGCUUCGCGAGAUGGGUGUCGUUUUGCUGGAAGGCCCUCAGCGUGAGAGUUGGCAGAAUGCAUCACAAGUGGCCGCAGCUCGGAUAACUGGGACGGGUAAUGAAUCUGAUGCGACCAAAAACACUGAGGCACAGGAAGGGUUGAAAAUCUGUCGUACAGUCUGCGUCUAUCGCUAUUCGCUCCGGUCCGUGACCGGGCAGACCAGCGUGGCGGAACCGACUGCCGUGACCAGCGGACCGGCGUCCGAAGCUUUUGAACUGGGGCUUUUUGCGGCAGUCUUGCGGCAUCCACGAGGCGGAGAUGGUGAGUUUCAGGCCCUCCAGGCAUGUGCACGCAGAUGUUUGGACUUGGGCUGUGAUCCCAUCGGACCUCCUCCGCUGGAUGGGUCUGCCAUCGAGGGCGAGCUCUGGCUCCAUGUCUCCGAGGUUCCAUGUCUUUCUUGCGUUGGCGCUAUGGCGCAGUUUAGAAAGAUCUUCCCAGACAUCAAGAUCCACAUUGCUUUCAACCUUGGACGCCAACCAUCGCAAGAUGGCACCUCGUCAGCGUCCUUCCAGGGCAACAGCAGUUCUGUGCCGGCACGUCGAGAAGACAGCACUGCCAAAGCUGGUGAAAAGUACCAGCCUCUGGAAAGUGUGCUAAGAUUCGGACCUGGUGAGAACAUGAAGAGCUUCGACAUUGAGCUGAUCGACGACGAUAAUUUCGACACAACCUUGGACUUCCAAUGUAUUCUUAGCAACCCAGAGGGUUGCACCAUCCAGCUGGACCAGAGCAUUUGCCAAGUUCUCAUUUUCGACAACGAUUUGUUUCCCUCCAGUGAGUUUCGAGAAGAACUUCGAGAUAUGAAGACUGUUCAAGAGGAAGAUCUGCAUCAAAUCGGCUUCCGAUUGUUGCGGGCCUUCAUUCUUUUUACUUUUCGACACGUGCCCACCAUAUGGUGGAAAUCAAUUGUGGCCGUUUUCCUGGCCCAGCUAGGUAAUGCUUAUUAUUUGAUGACCAUCUACCUGAAGGUCUAUUUAGUCGACGUUUGCUUGAAUGUCAAGGACGAAGCGACUCUGGAGAGACUUCUUGUCCCAGGAAGCCGAAGUCUUACCGCCGCCGUCCUCGGCCUUGCUUGGGUUCUUCCAAACUUCAUCUUAGUAGCUGCAGACCACUUUGAAAUGUCUGUUCUGGAAAUGGGCUUCCACAUUCGUCAGCACUUGCGGGUAAAUCUCUUUCGCAAGUACUUGAACUAUACUCGUGAGUCCAGGCUGCGAGUUCCGAUUCAAGAUCUCAAAACGAGCAUGAUGGAGGACAUACCGACUCUAGCUAGAGACGGCUACCUCAUCACAUUCGAGAUCUUGAAGAAGGUCAUGAAGGUCUGUGUUGUGGGCUACUGGCUGCUGAAGAAGCACCCACGCUCUGGCAUUCCGCUGGCAGUCUACCCGACGCUCAUGCUGCUGUGGCUCGGCUCACGCUACAAGCGAAGGCUGUGGCUUCUCAAGAAGACCGGAGACGGAGGCAGUGAUACACAAGGUUGGCUGCUGCAUGCAGAUGCUUCAUACGAUCUGGUGAACGACUAUGGAAAUCGAAAUGCAAUUGUGGGAAAAUUCCAGCAGGUUCUGCAAGAUCAGCGCAAACUGGUCAUGGCGUUGAAGUCCUUUUCCUUCUGGAGCGGGAUAGUAAUUCCAUGGAUCACCAUCAUCGCAACCGGCUUCUACAUCGCUGCGGCAGGAAAGCUCGUGACUGAAGGUGAACUGUCCAUGGGAUCUUUCUUGGCAACGAUCACGUUGUACAAAGAUCUGGGCGACCGAUUCGACGGGAUCUAUGCCGACUUUGAGGCCUUGUCUGAAGUCAUAGAUCCAUUGUCGGUCCUCACUGUGCAGUUCAACCUCGAAACAGAUCUGCCGCAGCGCAUGGAAGCGCACGAAGCACACGAGCAGUACCUUGCACGACGCUUGUCCGAAUUUCCACCUACUUCUGCCUCUUUGUCGGAAAGCGCUUACGACACAGUGCCCAUCUUCCUCACAGAUGUGGUGAUCCGCAAAACAGAGCCGCCAACACCUGGACUCCUGGAUCCGCACAGGCCAGACGGUGACCUUGCAGAGUACCCGACGGCUCCAAGACUCAGCGAGCCUUUGUCAGCCUGUCUGGAGCAAGGCAGUUUGAUCUGCUUGACGGGGCCGGCCUCCUCUGGAAAGGCCAGCCUCCUCUCCCUGAUCACCAAGGAUUGUCUUCCGGCAUCGGGCGAGAUCGGAAUACCUCCUCAUUUACGAAUUGUCCGUGUUUCCCGCGAGCCUUCCUUCGUGAAGUCCAUGGGCCUGUAUGCCAACUUGGUGUUCGGCGUCCUGUCGUCGGAAUUCGGUCACACCUAUACAAACCAUGAGCGGGUCGGCAACAUUCUGCAGCGCCUCUCCCUGCAUCAUUCCUGGAUCUACCAUGCAGUGAUGCAGGACUCUCUCCGGGAGGAGGAGGAGCUGAGUCCGGAGCACCAGGAGCACGCGGACGAGGAGGACAUCUUCCAGGAGAUGGAAAGAUGCAUGAGGGAGCACGAGGAGCAAGUCACGGCUCAGGCUUCAACUCUUGAGCUCUCGGAGGUCGAAUCCGAGCAGGACCACCUUCGGCACUGGUAUGACUGCAUGAGCCGGAGCGAAGCCAAGCGUCUCCACCUCGCGAGAGCCUUCAUUGCCAGCCCAGAGGUGCUGAUCAUGCACGCGCCUUUCGACGAUCUGGAUGAGGGACUGGCGCAGGAUGUGCUAAAGCUGAUGAGGGACUUCGUGGACGAGCGAGGCGUUGCCCUGGACCCUGCCACCAAGCACUGCCGCCGGAAACGGAGCGUGUUCUUCUCUGCGAAGGAUACCGCGAUGUGCAGGCAAAUGGCGGAUUUCACGUGCACGCUAGGUCACGACACCGUUUCCCUCAAGCUAGAACCCAAGCAUGGCGAGUCAGAUGGCCCCGGUUGGCUUUGGACAUGCGGCCAGGGUGGCUGA
Symbiodinium sp. CCMP2592 is the source of this 5109-nucleotide messenger RNA. The record is from the annotation of a GenBank genome assembly. Lineage: Eukaryota; Dinophyceae; Suessiales; Symbiodiniaceae.